Molecule: messenger RNA, 342 nt
Organism: Struthio camelus australis
Lineage: Eukaryota; Metazoa; Chordata; Aves; Struthioniformes; Struthionidae
Source: RefSeq, a predicted model, not a curated record
AUGGGUGCAGGGUCCUUGGGGUGGGGGGGGACCCCUAGGGUGCAGCACCCCGAGCCCGGUGCCCUCCUCUGCCCGCAGUCGGAGCACUUCAAGACAACGUCGCAGAAGGUGGCCCGCAAGUACUGGUGGAAGAACCUGAAGCUGCUCCUCAUCCUCGGCCUUGUGGGUGCCAUCAUCCUCAUCCUCAUCAUCCUCCUCGUCUCGGGCGUCAUCCCCACUUAGAGGUGCCGCACCGGGCACCCACCCCGCGUGCCUUUCAGGGAGGCCGAGGUGCCCGGGUGCCGCGACUCCCUGCUCCCUGUGUUUCUGCGUGUCCGCGGGCAAUACAGCGAGUCCGUACAA